AUGACAGUAUUACACUUUUUAAGUUGUGUAUCCAUUACAUAUAUCCCAUUAUAUAUUGCUUAUAAAUCAACUAAAGUUGGUGAAUUCAAAGCACUCUCAACAGUUGGAUAUGGAUUGAUUGGUAAUAUCUUGACACAACUAGCAAAGAUGAUGUUUUUAGCUACAUUCUUGCCAUCUUUUGAUUCGACGAUCUUCAGUGUAUUACAAGAGUUGGUUAGAUUGGUGAAUGUGUUGAUCGAUUUGUUUUCAAUUUACACGUUGUUGCAGAUGUCUCACGCACCGAAGGAUGUGCGUGCAUUCGGUAUCGGUCUGGGCUGGGUGAUCGCCGAUGUCCUCCCACGAUUCUUUUCGUUGUGGGUCGGUGCGCUGCCACUCGAGUUUGACGCCAACCAACUGAUCGGAUCGCUCCAAUCCAACGUUAACUGCGCACACACCGUUGCCAUCGUAUUGCUACUGGCGUCGGCAUCGCGUCGUUCCUCCUCGUCGUCAUCAAAGAACAGCGGUUCAAACCGUUCGAUCACAUCGUUGUUCAACGACUUCCUGGCGACAGCAACCUCCUCCUCAUUCUCCGUAUUGAUCUAUCUCACAUUACCCACUGUCUUGAACUACCUCAAAUUGCAAGCUGGAUUCAGCGCAUUCUACCUCUUAUUAGUCGACCUCAAAAUCUCAGCUUUCAACUGUUACAUUAUCUAUCGUGGAUUAUCUCAAGAGCUCUCUACAUCUUCACCACCAACCUCAAGAUAA
Molecule: messenger RNA, 744 nt
Organism: Heterostelium album PN500
Lineage: Eukaryota; Evosea; Eumycetozoa; Acytosteliales; Acytosteliaceae
Product: transmembrane protein 147-like
Exons: 2
Coding region: 1-744 (247 amino acids)
Source: RefSeq, a predicted model, not a curated record